Trematomus bernacchii (emerald rockcod) is the source of this 2950-nucleotide messenger RNA. RefSeq names its product activin A receptor like type 1 (gene acvrl1). Gene Ontology annotation, biological process: heart development; dorsal/ventral pattern formation; protein phosphorylation. Gene Ontology annotation, cellular component: plasma membrane; BMP receptor complex. The record is from RefSeq and is a predicted model, not a curated record. The transcript is spliced from 10 exons. Lineage: Eukaryota; Metazoa; Chordata; Actinopteri; Perciformes; Nototheniidae. Gene Ontology annotation, molecular function: SMAD binding; transforming growth factor beta receptor activity, type I; ATP binding. The coding region runs from base 560 to 2053 and encodes 497 amino acids.
AUUUAGACAUCUGUUAUCUAGCAUUUAGAUCAGACUUAUUGACAACCACAAAAAACCUUCAUACUUAGUGGUAGACGACUUACUGAAGGAAUUCACUUUGAGGUUCUCAGAGCGGAAGGAGUCUGGUCUGGUCACAAACCAACGACGAUUUUGUCGGUUUAUCAACUCAGAUUUGAACCGAGAUGAGAUAGCUUUUGGUGGAACUGCCAGCUCUUUUUUUUUUAAUAUUUCACUUUUUCGGCAAGCGGAAGAUACUUAGUUGUUAAACGAGUGGGCAGAUUUUAGUUUUGGAUUCAAGAGGAAACACUGCGGGCAAACUUUUACCAGAGAAGGCGGCUGGUCGUCACCGGAGGAGCAGGAAAGGAUGUGAACAUCUGCAACUGAGACGAAAACUAACACGGUUUACUCCACUCUCUAGAAAUGGAGCCAGCUGUGUUUUAAACUUACCUUCUUUUGACUUUAAACACGUUGGCCACGGAGGGACACUUGAAGCAAACUUGGAUAUGGGAGACGUGCGGCGUUUAUUUCUGUUAAGAUAAUAGGCGUGAAGACAACAGAGAUGGGAAGCUCUGCUCUGCUUACAGUGGUGCUGCUCGGGGCGUUUCUGUGGAUCUCUGAUAUCCAUGCAGAUGACGAUGGGAAGCGUAUGUGUACAUGCAAGAAUGAUAAAGGCACAUGCGUGAAUGGAACGUGCAGAGACGACUACUGCUUCUAUACCUGGAUACACAAGAAAGAGGAGUGGGGCUGUUUCCCCAAAGAGUAUUACAAAGAGCAGUGUUUCACCUCUUUCGAAAGCUACUAUAUCUCCUGCUGCAGAGAGAAUUAUUGCACCGCCAAUUUCACGCCACCUCCAACCAUAGAUGGAGAGGUGAAAGAUACAACUCGUCUGGAGCUGUGGAUCACGUUGUCUUUGCUCCUGUUAAUCACGACUGCCAGCGUGUGUGGCCUGGUGCUGUUCCUGCGCUUCCGACGUGCGCAUGGUAGACUGAAAAAAUUGGAAGACCAUGAUGUCACCAUGCUCAAGGUCCCAAAUGGAGAGGACCCAACAUAUGGCGAUAUCUUUGAUGAGUUUUGUACAUCAGGGAGCGGGACCGGACUGCCCUAUCUGGUCCAAAGGACUAUGGCCCGACAGAUCUCACUGGUCCAGUGUGUCGGUAAAGGCAGGUAUGGCGAGGUGUGGAGGGGAACUUGGAUGGGGGAGAGUGUGGCUGUCAAGAUCUUUUCCUCUAGGGACGAGCAGUCCUGGUACAGAGAGACAGAGAUCUACAACACUGUACAGCUGCGACACGACAACAUCCUGGGUUUCAUAGCCUCUGACAUGACUUCCAAGAAUUCCAGCACCCAGCUGUGGCUCGUCACCCACUUUCAUGAGCUGGGUUCCCUCUAUGACUUCCUCCAGUACAGCAGCUUGGAGCCUGAGAGCUGUCUGAGGAUGUGCCUGUCUGUGGCCUGCGGUCUGGUCCACCUGCACACUGAAAUUGUCAGCGCGCAGGAAAAACCAGCUAUCGCCCAUAGAGACCUGAAAAGCCGAAACAUCCUGGUAAAGAGGAAUGGGGAGUGCUGCAUCGCUGACCUAGGUUUGUCUGUGAUACACUCUCAGUCCCAGGACUACCUCGAUGUGGGAAACAACCCUCGUGUUGGAACCAAGCGCUACAUGGCCCCUGAAGUCCUGGAUGAGACUAUUCGUAUGGACGUCUUCGAGUCCUACAAGCAAACUGAUAUCUGGGCCCUGGGCCUGGUCUUCUGGGAAAUUAGCCGCAGGACCAUUGUCAAUGGGAUUGUGGAGGAGUACCGCCCUCCCUUCUUUGACCUGGUGCCUGUAGAUCCCAGCUUUGAGGAGAUGAAGAAAGUGGUGUGUGUGGAUCAGCAGAGGCCCAGUCUGCACAACAGGCUCCAUUCCCAUCCUAUCCUGACGGCCAUUGUGAAGAUCAUGAAGGAGUGUUGGUACCAGAGCCCAUCAGCCCGCCUCACUGCCCUGCGGGUGAGGAAGACUCUCUCCAAACUGGACACUGACAGUGACUUCAGCAUUGAGAAACUCAAGCAGGACAUCUAGUCCAGAAAGUCGGGAGUUAAAGGGGACAGACAAUUGAGAACGCCUGAAGGGAAAAUGCUCUACAAUCCGACAGCACAAGGUGCAUAUCAUUAGCAUCAUUUCAAGAUAAUAACUCACACAGUCACUGUAUUAUAUUGAAACCAUAUGACUUUCAGCAACAACGUCUAGACUGGCUCCCGAGGCUAUUCUCUGUGGCCUAAUUUCCAUCUGCCAUUUCUCUGGUGCCUUAAACCAAAAGGCCCCAACAAGAAAACUAUUGGGACAUGUUAUAUUACUUUUAUCAUAUUCAGCUAAUUAAAUACUUUUUAAAAGCAGAAUAAUAAAAACCCACAAAUUCAUAGAGUCUUAUUCAUAAUUGUCUAAAUCCCCCCUAUGGGCAUGACAGAGAGGGAAGUCUGGCAUUGCACAAUUACUCAUCAUUCUAUCGAGAAGAGAAGGAGCAUGUCAUUAUGGACUUUCUCUGAAAUACAUUCAAAUUGAACAAAUGGGUUUUACCAUAUAAUGACCAAAGCCAAAAAGACGGCCUUGGAGGCCUUGUUUAAGUUAAAUGAAAGAAAGAAAUGUAAGUAAUAAAAUACCAAAGCACAUUACCUGUUGUGGUAGCAUAUUUAACUUAUAUAAAAUAAGCAUUUAUUAUCUGCACAUGGGCAAAUUGAGCUAUUUAGUUGUACAUAUUCAAACUGCAUUCAAGCUGUUGCCUUCUAUCUCCAUUGGAUUAUUUUAUUAAAAAAUGAGACACUUUUUAUAUACUUUCUUACAAAACAUUUUCUAAGUAUUUUUUUUACAUUUCUGUAGGCCAAGAAUGUAUCAUCACCAUUACUAUGGUCAGUAAAUAAAUCCACAAACAGAUAUGUAAUAUUGUAUUAUGUUGAAUAAAGGAUUGUAUUUUUCAACAGU